Molecule: messenger RNA, 966 nt
Organism: Acaulospora morrowiae
Lineage: Eukaryota; Fungi; Glomeromycota; Glomeromycetes; Diversisporales; Acaulosporaceae
Source: the annotation of a GenBank genome assembly
AUGUUAUUGAAAUAUUCAACUUUCAAGCCCAGCCGUUUCUUGCUGAAAACGCGCACAUUCUUCACUAAAUCCAAAUGUUAUCAUGAUCACAAACAUGAUGCCCAGGCAAAUAGUCAAGAACUUAUAUCUUCUUGGAAAUCUCACGUGUCAAACAUAGUAGUCACACGUCACGAUACAUUAGUCGCGACACCGCUUCAACUGCUGGCCUUAACAUUAAACCGUGAGACCAUAGUCGAUAAUGUCUCCUCAACUGAAACUCCACCUGUGGGAACUCCUAUCCCACCGAACUAUCAUCUAGCAUAUUUUUUACCAAAAAAUUUUGAAAAGGAGCUAGCGUCCGAUGGGUAUGGAACUCAUUAUUCUCCGCCACCGCCUUUCUUAAGGCGUAUGUGGGCAGGUGGCGAAAUAUCAUUGGAUUCUAAUAAUCCUUUAUUGGUUGGACAGAAUGUUACCAUGACCACGAAGGUUCGCAAUGUGGAAUUUAAAAUAGGCAGUUCGGGAGAGAAUGUGUUUGUCUGGCUUGAUAAAGAAAUUCAUAAUGAGAAAGGUUGGAGUGUGAGAGAUACCAGAUGCCUAGCUUACAUGAAAGAUACAAACAAGAUACCAGAUUUUGAAAAAAUCGUGCUUCCGAGUGAAGUUCUGUUGUUUCGUUUUUCAGCUUUGACAUUCAACAGUCACCGUAUACAUUAUGAUCACCUCUAUUCAACUAAAGUGGAAGGAUAUCCUAGAUGUUUGGUUCACGGUCCCCUCACCUGCACUCUUCUCAUGGAUCUAGUUCGAGACAACUUGCCAAGUAAUAAAUUACACAUAAAGUCUUUUUCAUAUAGGGCACUCAGUCCUUUGUACGUGGGCGAAGAAUUUAAAAUAUGUGGGAAAAAGAGUGACACAUCUGAUAUGUCUUUUGAAGUAUGGGCUGAAAAUAAAGAAGGCGGUGUAGCCAUGAGAGGAACCGCAAUUUAUGGAUAG